Messenger RNA from Trematosphaeria pertusa, 777 nucleotides. RefSeq lists its product as uncharacterized. The coding region runs from base 43 to 633 and encodes 196 amino acids. The record is from RefSeq and is a predicted model, not a curated record. The transcript is spliced from 2 exons. NCBI's taxonomy places the organism in Eukaryota, Fungi, Ascomycota, Dothideomycetes, Pleosporales, Trematosphaeriaceae.
GUCAAACUCUUACCACCCCAUCCUCUCUGUGCACUACCAACUAUGGCCGAUGCUGCUCUUGGCCCGCAGCCUGACUUCACCGUCAUGGCGGUCGGUUGCGAGGAGACGGCCAACACUCUCACCAACACGGCCAAUACUUUCGCCAACACUUUCAACAACAUGGCGGCACAAAUUCGCAACUGCCAGAAUUUGCCGACUGUGCGAAGCGACAACGACAUCGCGACUGCGUUGCGGGGCAUUGGCGAACAACUCAAUGACAUCAAGGGCGACAUCAGGCAGCUUGACGCCAGAGUCGGGCGCCUUGAGCAGGGCAUGAAGAGCGGGUUUCGUCGUGUCGACGUGCAGCUGCUGAAUCAACAAGCGCGCCUCGAGAACAGCCAAAAUAUCGCCGGCAACGUCGAUGAGAACCUUACGCCGCUCUAUUCGUUGACGGCCGCCGAUGCCCAGCCCCAAGUUAUCCCGGACUUCCCCUCCCGCAUUGACGACAUCAGCCAGAUGGACGGUGGACGAGUCAACGAGUUGCUCCGCCAUUUGGAGCAGGGUACGACCGGGAACCUGGGCCAGCGCAGGACGAGGCUUAAGAGGGCGGUGGGGGGGUACAUACGCGCCACUGGCCCGUUUGCGAAGGUCUAAGCUCUGCGGCAUACUUACUGGCGUUUGGGGCAAGGCAUUGUUUGUUAGCACUAGCAUUAGGCUGGAGUUACGGAUUUGCAUGCGGUGGCUACGGAAGCCGACUGGCGAAAGAGAGGCCUCAUUAGGUAAUUCACUCGAAUAGCA